Messenger RNA from Cinclus cinclus, 353 nucleotides. Its product is annotated as glutamic acid-rich protein-like. The record is from RefSeq and is a predicted model, not a curated record. Lineage: Eukaryota; Metazoa; Chordata; Aves; Passeriformes; Cinclidae. The coding region runs from base 88 to 333 and encodes 81 amino acids. The transcript is spliced from 4 exons.
CCUUCCUCCACUCUCUUAUUGCUCUUCAGGUCCUCUGUUCCAUAGGUGUGACUGUCUUGUGCCCUAGAGCUCUUUGGCUUUGGUAAAAUGUCAACAAUCCUGAAAUGGUUUGGACGGGAAGAUAAAGAGGAGAAGGACAAGAAAGAGGAGAAGGAAGAAAAAGAGAAGGAAAAGACUGAGGGAGAAAGAGAGAAGGAGAAACAGAAGAGGAGGAAGAAGGAAGAAGAAAAGCAGGGAGAUGGGGAAGAGGACAGGAGCAGCAGCAGCUCUGACAGUGACUUGGAGGAGGACCAAGGCAUUGCCAAGGAUGAUGAGAAGGAAGACAAGGAUUAGUCUUUCCAUGCUGGAGCAGC